Cicer arietinum (chickpea) is the source of this 1232-nucleotide messenger RNA. Its product is annotated as fasciclin-like arabinogalactan protein 11. Gene Ontology annotation, biological process: plant-type secondary cell wall biogenesis. Gene Ontology annotation, cellular component: plasma membrane. NCBI's taxonomy places the organism in Eukaryota, Viridiplantae, Streptophyta, Magnoliopsida, Fabales, Fabaceae. The record is from RefSeq and is a predicted model, not a curated record.
CUAAUUCAUCAACUUCUUAUUGGCUCAUUGCAACUACAACUCCUACUAUUUGCAAAACAAGAGCCUUUAAUUCAUCAAAACCAAAAUGAUGUUGAAGAAGCAAUCUCAUAUCUUAUCUUUUACAAUAGUAAUACUAUUUUCUCUAUUGUAUUCCACAACAACAACUUUAUCUCAAUUAUCACCUGCUAAUGCUCCAAUACAGCCUACACUACCGGGUGCGGCUCCACCAGCCGCAUCCCCGAAACCAUUGGUUCCGUCAUUACCACAAUCACCGAGUGAUUCGACACCUGACACUUCAUCAGUUGAUAUCGUCGGAAUACUAAGACAAGCAAAAUCAUUCAACGUAUUCAUUCGUCUAAUGAAAACAACACAAUUGAUAAACCAACUGAAUUCACAACUAUUGACAACAAAAUCAGGAGGGUUAACAAUUCUUGCACCAGAUGACAGCGCGUUCUCAGAACUAAAAGCAGGGUAUCUGAACUCUCUAUCAGACGGACAGAAAUUGGAACUAUUACAGUUUCAUGUAAUAUCAGAGUAUGUAUCUAGCUCUAAUUUUGAUACUCUAACCAACCCUGUCAGAACACUCGCUGGAGCCAAACCUGGAAAAGUAGAACUCAAUGUCAUAAGUUAUGGUGGAAAUGUCAACAUAUCAACAGGGGAAGUCAACACAACAAUAAAUGGCAUUAUAUAUACUGAUAAACAUCUUGCUAUUUAUAAAGUUGCCAAAGUGCUUCUUCCUGUUGAUUUCUUUGCCGUUGCUAAGGCGCCAGCAAAGGCGAAGGGACCGUCUUUGGCGCCGGGACCUUCUGUUGAUGCAGCAAAGGCGCCUAAAGCUGAUAAGGAUACAUCCUCAGAUUCUUCACAGGUGAUUAAUCCCACUCAUGAGAGUUCUGCUUCUGUGAAGAUUGUUUAUGGAACAUUUGGAUUUGUAUUAUUAGCUUUGGUGGGUAUGACGCAAAUCUGAAAUUGAGACCAGUUGAUUUUUCUUGUGAUUUUCAUUCUCCAGGAUCACAAGAAAAGCGUUCUGUUACAUUCUGUUAAAUUCUUUUUGGGUUUUGUUGCUUUUUUGUUUGUGUAACUAUAUGUUGUGAUGAUUACUUAUGGAUUUGUUUCUUUAAUUUGUUUGUGUACGAAUAUUGCUUUACGAGAGCAUCAUUCUUAUGAUUAUUAUCAAUGAUAUGUCACAUUCUAAUACAUUUAUUUUGGGUUUUGAAUCGCGGUUUGCGAAGUAA